Molecule: messenger RNA, 1972 nt
Organism: Silurus meridionalis
Lineage: Eukaryota; Metazoa; Chordata; Actinopteri; Siluriformes; Siluridae
Gene: ywhae1
Product: tyrosine 3-monooxygenase/tryptophan 5-monooxygenase activation protein, epsilon polypeptide 1
Exons: 6
Coding region: 140-907 (255 amino acids)
Biological process (GO): signal transduction
Cellular component (GO): cytoplasm
Source: RefSeq, a predicted model, not a curated record
UUUCCUCCAGUUUGACCGGCGGUCGCGCUUCAGUAUCAUUCAGGCUGCAGCUGCUGGCUUGCGCGAGGGCCUGCUGCUUAACUCCCACUCCUCUUUUUCCAGUCCGUCGCUGAAGUACACUUGUCGCGCAUUUCCCACCAUGGCUAACCGGGAUGAUUUAGUAUACCAAGCCAAGCUUGCUGAACAAGCGGAGCGAUAUGACGAAAUGGUGGAGUCCAUGAAGAAAGUGGCUGGGAUGGAUGUCGAGCUCACAGUCGAGGAGAGAAAUCUGCUGUCGGUGGCCUACAAGAAUGUCAUUGGAGCAAGAAGAGCAUCCUGGCGGAUAAUCAGCAGCAUUGAGCAGAAAGAAGAAAACAAGGGUGGAGAGGACAAAUUGAAGAUGAUCCGGGAGUACAGGCAAACAGUUGAGACGGAGCUGAAAUCAAUUUGCAACGACAUCCUUGAUGUGCUGGACAAGCACCUUAUUCCAGCUGCUAAUUCAGGAGAGUCUAAGGUGUUCUACUACAAAAUGAAGGGUGACUACCACAGGUAUCUCGCUGAGUUUGCCACAGGCAACGACAGGAAGGAGGCUGCAGAAAACAGUUUGGUUGCUUACAAAGCUGCUAGUGAUAUUGCAAUGACAGACCUUCAACCUACACACCCCAUUCGUUUGGGUCUCGCUUUGAACUUCUCCGUAUUCUACUAUGAAAUCCUCAACUCUCCUGACCGUGCUUGCAGGUUGGCAAAGGCAGCAUUUGAUGAUGCUAUUGCUGAGCUUGACACAUUGAGUGAAGAAAGCUACAAGGACUCCACACUCAUCAUGCAGUUGUUACGUGAUAAUCUCACACUAUGGACUUCAGAUAUGCAGGGAGAUGGUGAGGAACAGAAUAAAGAGGCGCUGCAAGAUGUGGAGGAUGAGAACCAGUGAAACAUCACAGCCAAUAUGAGACUCCAGCCCACUCGCCCCCUUCCCAAAGCCCACUCAUAAAGGUGGCCACCAAGCCCAACCUCAAGAAUGACGCGCAACAGCUUGAUGCCUCCGUUUUUGGUGUUUUUGUUUUUUUUGUUUUGUUUUUUCCUCUGUUUUAUUUUUAAUAUCCAUUAUUUUUUAUUAUUCUUUAAUUGAAACAAAAAACCACUUCCAAAACCGACAUCAACUGUAAUUUCUGAUGGGCAGAGCUUAGACAUUUUUGGAUUUUUUUUUUUUUUUUUUUUGUGUGUGUCCUGGUACAAUGUUCCUUUUUCUUUCUUUCUUUUUUUUUUUUUUUUUUUUUUAAGUUUAUUUUCAUUGUUCCUCAACAUUUUAUCAGUUGCUGGAUAUAUUUGAGUUUUUUCUUUCAUAAUGUAAGUGCAAAAUUAACUUUUAUUACUAUUACUGAUAUGUCUACUAUUAGGCUAUUAGUUGUUGGAGCUGUAAUAUUUGUGUUAGUGCAAUUAUGAAAUGCAGUUAAAAUGAUUAAACCUUGGAAAGGGCAAGUCAAAAAUAAAGUGCUCUUUUUUUUGUCAAUUUAGAUCUUCAGAGCAAGUUUGCAAGUUUCUUUAUCCAUGUGGAGCAAAAUGCUUAACAUCACAAAGUAGGAGUUACGUAGUGAUACUUAGCAGUGGUGCGGACUGUAAUUUGUGCUAAAAUACUGUAUUAUGCACAUAGGCUGAUGGUGGAUGGAUAGUUGCAGCUCUAAAAAUUGAAGGAGCCUUGUUGCUUUUAGAACUAAAAAUGCAGGUCUCCAUUGGCUGUUUUGAAAAUAUUAAAAAGCACUAAUAAAGUUGAUUUUAAGCUCUCACAAGUAUAUGAAAUAUAUUUCCCUUCUUCCCCCAAAUUUAUAUAUUGCCUACUAUUUCCUCUGUAUUUUUGUUCAUAUUUAAUUUGAUUCUAAUUUGUACUACUACUGGAAAUUUGACUGGAGCCACAGACAAAGAAAUCUGUAUUAUUGUUCUUAUAGAGAAACAGCAUGGAAUUAACAUUGGAGUUAAAAUAAAACUGCCUCAAAUAAAA